AAUUUUUUUUUUUUUUUUUUUUACCUUCCCCGGCUGCUGCCAUCAUGGCUGAGGUUGAUGACCUGAAUGGUCAUUCUGGGGACUACUUGCUGCCAACAGGAUACAAUCCUCGCAGACCAUCCAUCACUAUUGAACCACCACCUGGUGGUUCAAGCGUUGGUACCUCGAGACUCUUCUCACACCCAUCGUCUCACAUGCCCCCAUCGCCUUCGAGCCAUACCACCAACGCCGAACAGUCCUUCUCAGCGUAUGACCUUCACGAUUCCUUUACAGGACCAGUGGCAGAUUAUCUAGGAGUAGCGGACCCAGUAGAUUUACUGGGAAUUGGGUAUAACUAUGGAGACCCCACUAUACACCCCGACAACCUGGAUGGCAUCAGCCCAAAUACCAUUGUCCCAGAUACUGGGCUGCUUUCCCAACGUGCCCCUAGUGUUACCUACCAUGACAGAAUGUGCCACCUGGAGAAUGAGCUCGAAAGACUUAAAGGGACAACACAAAACAACAUUUCACAUCUCAAUGCAGAUCAAGUCAGUGAAAUGUGGAGUCUCUUGAAAAGACAUUUCGACGCAAUUGAAGGAAUGGUCCACAAGAAAGUCAAUUUCUGGGGUGAAACAUCGGCGCCUGCUACACCUAGCAAUGUUUCUUCCAACGCCAGGGCCCAAUACAUUUGCAAGCUUUGCUCUCCUGCCAGACGAGGAACCUUUCUGAACCGUGGCACCUUUGCCCGCCACAUUGCACAUAAACAUGCUCCUCGAUCUAGGUACCAUUGCUUUUUCCCAGAAUGUCCAUGGACCGGAAGCAGAAGGGACAAGAUCCACGAGCAUCUUCGAAUGAGGCACAGAUACUAUGAGAGCUUGUCGCCUGCGGUUGUCAAUGGCCUGAAACGACUAAUGCAAUCUCCAAGGGAAUGUGCACUUUGCUCAACACCAGUCAGCUCCUGGGAGGCGUACUUUGAAUGUGUUUGCACUCACUGCCAUAUUUCGGAAGACGAUGCCACCGAAAGCAACAGCAGUUUGAGCAGAAGAGGUAGUGGUGGCAAUGGUGGUGGCAGCGGGAAUGGCUAUAAUGGCCCACCCCCGGAUGGCUAUGGUGGAGGAGGAGGAGGAGGCUCUCAAUUCCCACCCCAAAACGGAUACUACAACAACCCCUACAAUGGAGGCUCUUUUUUCCCAAACCAAGGAUACAGCUUCGCCAACGGAAGAAACCCCAACACUGAGCACAGCCCCAUGGAUGCCACCAAUGACGCUGGUCUGAACUCUCGUUUUCCUUCUGAACCGAAUCCUUCACACAGCCCCAGAACGGGCAACGGUGGCACAGCGGUCCCGUGCAAAGAGGAGGAAAUAUCUCCUCUUUCACUCACCCCACCUCAACCAAGGUUUUUCUCCGGCUCAAUGCUCCCUGGCGAAAUUCACCCUAAAAAGGCCAGACCUAGCCCCGUUGAACAGCGCCCCGGGAAAGACCCGAAACAUGUUCUAAAAGAGGAUCCCCAAAGGAAACGCAAGACCUGUGGCUAUGAAUUUGGUGGCUGCUCAGAGGGAAAGUUGUCAAACCAAGCCGGAGACACACGCCGCCAGUCGGCUCAGAAGAAAGAAGCGCGAGCAAGUUUCCCCUCGCAUGGCUACAGUCAAUUCCAAGGUUCUUUUUGCGAAGUCACCCCAAAACGACCUAUGCGAAUGAACAAUUCAGUGGGCCAAGCUCCAUCAUUUUAUGGCCCAGGGACCGGCGGAUUCAAAGGCCAUGUAAAAGGCCCUAACUCUUGCCAAAUCUCUGCGCGAUCCUAUAAUCAGAAGAAGAACUUGGGACAAUGGACAGCGGGAGCUAUUCGCAAUGUCUGGAAAGAUCCAAUGAAAAAUGCCCAGCUUACCUCUCCCACUGAGGACACCCAAGCCUUGGUUGCCUUGAAUACUACCGCGACCCCGGGCAAGGCAUCUAUAUCACAACAAGCCUUCACCGAGGCUGCAAUGGCUCUGCCAAUUCGUUUGAAUGGGCUUUCAGGACCUGAUUCAAACGCAUCAACCAGUGUCCUGAGCCCUAGGAAGCAGAUGGGAUCGAUGGGGUCAGUUUCAAAUGACACCCAUUCCAAAGUCAACAAGCCCACACCGAAAGGAUACCGUGCGGUCAAGAGCUCUCCGGGCACUAAGAAGAACGGAAAUCCCUUCACCAUAGAUUUGAUUGCUUGCGUUGAUGUAUACCGACCAGGAAGGUUUGAGAAACAUCCUUCUCUGUGCCUAAUAUUGAAGGCCAUCAUUCAAUUCCGCAGAUUGCGCUCCAAAAGUACAGAAAUGCAUUCGGCGAUGGAAAUUACGGAUGGAACCGAUUUUGCAGAUCCUAAGCCACAGGAUAUCGACUUUUCCCAGGUGCCUCUUGACCUUAGCUACGAAUCGAUGCUUCUCGGGUCACUUGACGCAGGUAUUAUGAAUGGCCUGUCUUUCGGCAAUUUAUCGGAACUCGACCUGCGGGGUGAUGAUGACCUGCCACAGAAUGCUAUGUUAUUUGGAUGUUGAUCGGUGCUCCAGCUUGGAGAUAGUAUUUGGUCAACAAACCUAUGCGCUGACGACCAAGUGUCUUUGAUGAUCUACGACCCCAUUUCUUUAGUUAUUGGAUUGAUGUUUUGUUUCUCAUGUCGAUUUCUAUAUUUAUUUCUUCGGUAUUUUCCCUUUUCUUCACGUGGUAUAUACUAAUGACUAUUGGGAA
Molecule: messenger RNA, 2694 nt
Organism: Aspergillus wentii DTO 134E9
Lineage: Eukaryota; Fungi; Ascomycota; Eurotiomycetes; Eurotiales; Aspergillaceae
Product: putative C2H2 zinc finger domain protein
Exons: 3
Coding region: 45-2504 (819 amino acids)
Source: RefSeq, a predicted model, not a curated record